GCAAUUUUGCCACAAAAAGCUUUAGUUUUUCUCUCCUUGCCCCUUUUUCCUUCCCUCUUCUUCUCUUUAGUCUUCCGGUCCAUAGCCUCAUAUCUUCUCAGCUUUCCAGACAAAGCAAGCCCUUCGCCGCCAGAUCCAUAUAUCUAUCCCAAAUAAGGUUGAAGGAAAUGGCGAGAGAGAAGAUAAAGAUAAGAAAGAUAGAUAACGCAACGGCAAGACAAGUGACCUUUUCGAAGAGGAGGAAAGGGCUGUUCAAGAAAGCUCAAGAGCUCGCUAUUCUCUGUGAUGCUGAGGUCGGUCUUAUAAUAUUUUCUUCUACAGGAAAACUUUUUCAGUUCUCCAGCUCAAGUAUGAAGGAAAUCAUUGAAAAGCAUAGUUUGCAAUCAAAGAACAUACCAAGAGUGGAUCAACCAUCGCUUGUUUUGCAACUUGACAACAGUGAUGAUGGUGCAAGAUUAAACAAACAAGCUGCUGAACUAACCAUACAACUCCGGAACCUGAGGGGAGAAAAUAUUGAAAAUCUUGACAUUGAGCAACUGCAGAAGAUAGAAAGCACCUUAGAAUGUGGACUUAGUCGUGUGCUGGAGAAAAAGGAACAAAAGAUUGUAGAGCAGAUCAAUGAUCUUCAACAAAAGGGAUUGAAAUUGAUUGAAGAAAAUGCACGAUUGAGGAACCAAAUAUCAGCGUUGCAUGUUGAAACGACAUGGGAAUCUGUUGCUGGUAAUACUGAUCCAGAGAUCGCGGAAAAUGCUGUAAUUGAAGAUGGACAAUCAUCUGAAUGUGUUAGCAAUAUUUCACACUUGGGUGGAUCUCAAGAUCUCAACGAGAGCGCUGAUCCGUCUCUGAAAUUAGGGUAAAUUUUUUAUAACGAAAUUGUGCUGUUCAUGAGUAAACAUUUUCUUUGUCAAGUAUU
Messenger RNA from Dendrobium catenatum, 913 nucleotides. RefSeq names its product MADS-box protein SVP. Gene Ontology annotation, biological process: positive regulation of transcription by RNA polymerase II. The transcript has 8 exons. The record is from RefSeq and is a predicted model, not a curated record. Lineage: Eukaryota; Viridiplantae; Streptophyta; Magnoliopsida; Asparagales; Orchidaceae. Gene Ontology annotation, molecular function: DNA-binding transcription factor activity, RNA polymerase II-specific; protein dimerization activity; RNA polymerase II cis-regulatory region sequence-specific DNA binding. Bases 168 to 857 code for a protein of 229 amino acids. Gene Ontology annotation, cellular component: nucleus.